UUAAUAAUACAAUAAUCAUUUUACUACGAAAAGUAGAAAGCCAACGCCAACAGUGGCAUCAGCCCAAACGAUUCGGUGAGAAUCAAGCUGUGUUUCUCGGACACUCAAACGUUCAAUCUGAUUUUCCAUUGAGCAUCGUAUCCGUUUUAUUGUUGGCUCUGAUAGAAGGAGAUAGUGGAGAAUUGGAAUCCUUGAGCUUUUGAGUGGUAAUAUUAUGUUAGCCAUUACUUCUUCCACAUCCAGAGCAAAGGGAUUCGAAACUUUUUAGGAGCCUGUUAUCCCAUGUUUUCUUUGGGCAGCGUGGAGUUGGUGGACUUGGAUGGCUUUUCAGUUGCUGAGGUCUCUCCAUAAGAAUCACGCAAACAAGAGCCCUUUGUUAAUGGAGCGAACAGAGAAUCGUAGUGAUAAUGAUCAUAUCAUUGACAUUACAAGCAGUAGUGAUGCUUCUUCUUCUAGUCCAUCUCAUGAGAGAUUAACCACUUCAUCGGAACGUCAGAGAGUUGAGGACCAACCAUCUACUAGUUCCGUGGCUCCUGCUUAUCAGCCUCAGCAAUUUUCAGCUAGUGGAUCAAACUCAAGGAAUUCAUCGCUACUUCGAAGAGGAAAUACUAGAGCCCAUCGAAGAAGCCCUUUGAAUUCUGGAUUAUGGAUAUCUGUUGAGCUGCUGCUGACAGUUAGCCAAAUAGUUGCUGCUGCUGUUGUAUUGUCUUUGUCGAAAAAUGAAAAGCCACGUGCUCCUCUGAGAGCGUGGAUCGUUGGUUAUGCAUCUGGUUGUUUGGCAAUUCUUCCCCUUCUGUACUGGCGGUUCAAAUAUCGAAACCAGAGUUCUGAACAAGAUUCAUCGCAGCAUAACCAGGAUCCAUCUCCAGGCAAUAACUCUUCCAUUCCUUUGACUAGAAGAUCCACAGAUGUGGAAGAUCGAUGGACAAGUGGUACAACAACUAGAGGUACCCUAAGCAAUGGAUUACCAAAUCCAAGGCUAAAGGUACUUGUUGAAUACUUCAAGACAGCUUUGGAUUGUUUCUUUGCUGUUUGGUUUGUGGUUGGUAAUGUGUGGAUUUUUGGCGGGCACUCUUCAUCUUCUGAAGCUCCCAAUCUAUACAGGUUGUGUAUAGUGUUUCUCACCUUCAGCUGUAUCGGAUACGCAAUGCCUUUUAUUUUGUGUGCUACAAUCUGCUGUUGCCUCCCGUGUAUCAUUAACAUUCUGGGCUUCAGAGAAGAUUUCUCUCUCAAUAGAGGAGCUAGUCAAGAUUCGAUUAAUUCUCUGCCAACUUAUAAAUUUAAAGUGAAGAAAAAUAAGAGCAGUGGUAGUAAGGACCAUAGCUCAACUGCAGGUGAAGGUGGAAUAGUGGGCGCCGGGACAGAAAAAGAGCGCGUAUUAUCUGGAGAAGAUGCAGUUUGCUGUAUAUGUUUAGCCAAGUACGCCCACAAUGACGAGCUCAGAGAAUUGCCGUGCGCCCAUUUCUUCCACAAGGACUGUGUGGAUAAAUGGCUGAAGAUCAACGCUACAUGUCCGCUGUGCAAAGCUGAGGUUGGGGAAACAGUGCUGAGCUCUCUGACCGAAGCAACCGCCAAUCUCAGAAACAGCACCCUUUCCUAAACUGCCGCGAAGAAGAAGAUGAUGAAAAUGUCGAAGCAGUUUGUUCGACUUGGGGAUAAGCUUUUAUGCUGUAGCUUGGCUGUGUUCUUGUGUUGCCAUUUAUAAUAACCUUACCAUAAAGAACCAUCUCAACUGUCAAGUGCUGAUGUUUUGUUUUGUUUUGUAUGUGACCGCAAAUUUUAGGCGAUGUUUGAUGUAUGUGUGUAUGAGUAUGAAUGUCAGCAGAAAAGUGUUGAGGAGUUUGCAUCAGCUUCAAUUUGUAUUUCUUAUUUAUUGUG
Andrographis paniculata is the source of this 1878-nucleotide messenger RNA. RefSeq names its product E3 ubiquitin-protein ligase At1g63170-like. Bases 320 to 1600 code for a protein of 426 amino acids. The transcript is spliced from 5 exons. The record is from RefSeq and is a predicted model, not a curated record. Gene Ontology annotation, molecular function: zinc ion binding. NCBI's taxonomy places the organism in Eukaryota, Viridiplantae, Streptophyta, Magnoliopsida, Lamiales, Acanthaceae.